Messenger RNA from Microplitis mediator, 3036 nucleotides. RefSeq lists its product as uncharacterized. NCBI's taxonomy places the organism in Eukaryota, Metazoa, Arthropoda, Insecta, Hymenoptera, Braconidae. The transcript has 8 exons. Gene Ontology annotation, biological process: trehalose biosynthetic process. The record is from RefSeq and is a predicted model, not a curated record. Bases 326 to 2788 code for a protein of 820 amino acids. Gene Ontology annotation, cellular component: alpha,alpha-trehalose-phosphate synthase complex (UDP-forming); cytosol. Gene Ontology annotation, molecular function: catalytic activity.
AAAAAACAAAACAAUUUGUUGUUUUUUAUCGAGCACGUGACAGUCAAAUUUCUAGAACAUACAAGAAAAGUAUACAUCGUAAUUAUAAUUAAAUAAAACCUAAAUCUAUUUAUAGCAAUUCAGUAUUGCCGCGAUAUAAUUAUCAAUUAGCACACGAGUAACUUGUUCUUAAAAUAAAAGCGAAUUAUCUGGUGUCAGUUGGACACCGCUGAAGCCGGUGUUUACUCGUCCACGUUAACUGCGCACUAAUAAACACUCAAUCUUGUUUAUUCUCAAACUCUUUAUUAAUAUCUACGUUUACAAAAUUUAAUUGUUAGUCAUCAACAUGCAGAUACAUUCCAACAGCCCUUACAGACCUUUCAGCAGUCGUCUACGAGCCAAUCAAUCGCGGAGCUUCAGCUCUAAUGGAAGCAUGAUUGUGGUAAGCAACAGGUUGCCGUUUGUGCUCAAGAGAAAUGAAGAAACCGGCAAACUAGAACGUAAAAGCAGCGCGGGAGGUCUUGUUACCGCAGUAGCACCAGUUGUGAUAAAUGGCAACGGAAUAUGGGUAGGAUGGCCCGGCAUGCACAUGGAAGAUCAAAAUGAACAAAUACCUGAAUCUGAUCCUAAUGAUAGGACUCCAACAGCGGGUUUACUUUCGAGUAAGGUGGUUGCAGUCCAUGUAGAACCCGAUACAUUUGAUGCAUACUACAAUGGUUGCUGUAAUGGAACUUUCUGGCCGCUAUUUCACUCAAUGCCAGACCGCGCGACUUUCAAUGCCGAGCACUGGCGCGCGUACGUCGCCGUAAAUGAAGAAUUCGCAGCGAAAACAGUGAAGGCGCUCGAGAUGAUUCACGAGGAGCAGAAGACUAAACCAAACGGGACUCCGCUGGUUUGGGUCCACGACUACCAUCUGAUGUUGGCGGCCAACUGGAUCCGACAGGCAGCCGACGAGAAGAAUCUCAAACUAAAGCUUGGCUUCUUUCUGCACAUCCCGUUCCCACCGUGGGACAUCUUCAGAUUAUUCCCUUGGGCCGACGAAAUUCUACAGGGAAUGCUUGGCUGCGACAUGGUCGGGUUCCACAUCCAGGACUACUGUCUCAACUUCGUCGACUGCUGUCAGAGGAGUCUCGGUGGUCGAGUUGACAGAAAGAACCUUCUAGUAGACCACGGCGGGCGCACAGUCCGCGUACGACCGCUGCCAAUUGGCAUCCCCUUCGAUCGAUUCGUUUCACUUGCAGAAGCAGCUCCCAAAGUUAUAAUGACCAACUUGAAGAUAGUUCUCGGUGUCGACCGUCUCGACUACACCAAAGGACUCGUCCACCGGCUCAAGGCCUUCGAGAUGCUUCUGGAAAAGCAUCCAGAGCACCGCGAGCAAGUGACGAUGCUGCAGAUCGCGGUCCCAUCGAGAACAGACGUCCGAGAGUACCAAGAACUGAAGCUCGAGAUGGAGCAAUUGAUCGGUUCCAUCAAUGGGCGCUUCACUACACCCAACUGGUCGCCAAUCCGGUACAUCUACGGGUGUGUCAGCCAAGAUGAGCUGGCUGGUUUCUACAGAGACUCAGCCGUCGCUCUAGUUACCCCUCUAAGAGACGGAAUGAAUCUCGUCGCCAAAGAAUUCGUCGCGUGUCAAAUAAAUACUCCACCAGGUGUCUUAAUAGUUUCCCCAUUUGCCGGUGCCGGUGAAAUGAUGCACGAGGCAUUGAUUUGUAAUCCGUAUGAAAUUGAUGAAGCUGCUGAAGUUAUAAACAGAGCAUUGACAAUGCCAGAAGAUGAACGUACGCUACGUAUGAAUUAUUUACGUCGUCGUGAGCGUAUAUAUGACGUCAAUUAUUGGAUGAAAUCAUUCUUACAAGUUAUGGGAUCAUUGGAAGAACAAGAUUCUGUUGGUGCGACUGUGAUGCAGCCCGUUACGAUGGACGACUUUGAUGAUUAUCUCAGCAAAUACAUUGGCGAUGAUCACAAAUUGGCGCUACUGCUUGACUACGACGGGACCCUCGCGCCGAUUGCGACCCACCCGGACCUGGCGAUUCUGCCCCUCGAGACCAAGAACGUUCUUCAGCGACUGAGCAACAUGCCGGAUGCCUACAUCGCCAUCAUAUCUGGCAGGAAUGUAAAUAAUGUCAAGUCGAUGGUGGGCAUUGAAGGCAUCACCUACGCCGGUAAUCACGGUCUCGAGAUUCUCCACCCCGACGGCAGCAAAUUCGUCCAUCCGAUGCCCGUUGAGUUCGAGGAUAAAGUUGGCAAUUUGAUGCAGCUUCUCCAGGAUCAGCUCUGCAGAGAUGGCGCUUGGGUAGAAAAUAAAGGAGCCUUAUUGACCUUCCACUACCGCGGAACGCCAAUUGAAUCUCGCGGUUUUUUAAUAAGACAAGCGAAGAAAUUAAUUGAAGAAGCAGGAUUCAAAGCUUGCAAAGCGCACUGUGCUAUCGAGGCUAAACCACCAGUUGAAUGGAACAAAGGCCGCGCUUCUAUAUAUAUUUUACGUACGGCGUUUGGUCUCGAUUGGAGUGAGAGAAUAAGAAUUAUUUACGCUGGUGAUGACGCUACUGAUGAAGACGCCAUGAAGGCAUUGAAAGGCAUGGCUGCGACUUUCCGCGUCACGUCUUCUCACAUCGUACGCACGUCCGCGGAAAGAAGACUGCCCAGUACAGACUCAGUGCUGACGAUGCUCAAGUGGGUGGAACGACACCUCGGCAGACGUAAACCUCGCAGCAAUAGCGUCGACGUUUCAAAUCGUUUCCGACCUCCCAGCGGCGGUGUCACCAUGGAGAUGUCAUUCACUGAGCCCCAGCCUUCACUCGCUAACUAACAAUUUAAUUAGUCAUUUAAAAUACUUAAGAAUUAACAAACCGUAGCUCCGUACACUAGAAUUAUCAUCAUUAUUACUUUCAAUUAUUUUUACUUCACUAGUUUAUUAAACGUCGACUUUAUUUAUAAGACUAAGACUUAAAUUCACGCAACGCAGAUUAAUAUCGCGUAUGUUUAAAAGAGACUGUUAUUUUUUUUUUUUAAUCAAAUUUUUUUGAACAAAAAAAUUAUGAUACGUCUCCUGUAUUU